Messenger RNA from Notolabrus celidotus (New Zealand spotty), 3218 nucleotides. It is a transcript of the gene crlf1b, whose product is annotated as cytokine receptor-like factor 1b. The transcript has 8 exons. Gene Ontology annotation, cellular component: external side of plasma membrane. Lineage: Eukaryota; Metazoa; Chordata; Actinopteri; Labriformes; Labridae. Bases 396 to 1565 code for a protein of 389 amino acids. The record is from RefSeq and is a predicted model, not a curated record. Gene Ontology annotation, molecular function: protein binding; cytokine receptor activity. Gene Ontology annotation, biological process: cytokine-mediated signaling pathway.
GUAAGUACAAGACAAAAAGCACAGGACGUGUGUAAUGCUGAACUCUAAACUGUGCCUCUCCUGUUGUUUGUGAGUGUGCUGUGGAUGUUUAAGAGAGGGGACGAACUGAGGAGCACUGAUGACUUGUGUCCGUGUUUGGAAACGAGGGAGGAGCAAACUGUGAACCUGAGAGUCACAGCAACAGCACACACACUCUGCUGGAGUUAAAGGGAGAAAACCUCGUGCUCCACUUUGUUUACUGUCCUGAUUUUCACUGAAGAGCGUCUGAAGAUGUGAGUACCGCUGGAGAGACACGCCGAUCAACUUCACAUUGGUUUUCUUUUUUCUUUUUCCACCCUGUCGUCCAGGAAACAAGGGAAAGGGAGAAACAAAGCAGAAAAGAAGUUCAAAGAAUCAUGCUUUCAGUCGUGUCUCUCCUCUUCCUUGUUCCAUGCGCGCUGCUGUCCUCGACGCAUGUAGCAGUGAUCUCCCCUCAGGAUCCUGUCCUGAAGAUCGGCUCCUCUCUGACAGCUACAUGCACGCUCAGUCCUGAGCUCGGCCUCCAUGCCGGCUCACUCUACUGGACUCUGAAUGGACUGAUUCUAUCCAGCAGCACUUACAGCGUGCUGAGUCCUGAUACUCUGAGUGUCACCCUCCACAACCUCAACGGCUCCCAGCAGCAGUCUGGAGACAACCUGGUGUGUCACGGAGCAGGUGGACAUGUCCUGGCUGGCUCAUGUCUCUAUGUGGGCAUGCCUCCCGAAAAGCCGGUUAAUAUCACAUGUUGGUCUCGCAACACAAAGGACUUAAGCUGCAAGUGGAGCCCAGGGAGCUGGGGUGAGACGCACAUCCGAACAACAUACACCCUCAAGUACAAAUUGAGGUGGUAUGGAAAGGAGAUGGAGUGUGAAACUUACGGCACAGGGAAGCAACGUUAUUCCUGCUAUGUCCCCCGCAACCUCGCCCUCUUUACUCCGUAUGAGAUCUGGGUGGAGGCAGCCAAUCAGCUAGGCUCCAUCACCUCUGACAUCAUCCCCCUAGACAUCCUCGAUGUAGUGACCACAGACCCUCCUGUCAACGUGCAGGUGAGCCGCGUCGGCAAACUCGACGACCAGCUGACGGUCCGCUGGGCCAGCUCCCGAGAGCUCAAGGACAUCCUGUUUCAGGCCAAAUAUCAGAUCCGCUACCGACUGGAGAACAGUGCUGAAUGGAAGGUUGUGGAUGAUGCUGGCAACCAGACUUCGUGCCGGCUGGCAGGCCUCAGGCCUGGGACUGUCUAUUUUGUCCAGGUGAGGUGCAAUCCAGUGGGCAUCUAUGGCUCCAGGAAGGCUGGAAUCUGGAGUGACUGGAGCCAUCCGGCUGCUGCCUCCACUCCUAACAGCCAGCGGCUGCAGAGCGGUUCCUGUGACUCCAAGCCCAGUGAGCAGAACUCCACCCUGCGGCGGGAACUCAAGCAGUUCUUCGGCUGGGUCCGCAAGCACGCGUAUGGCUGCAGCGGGAUGUCAAUCAAACUGUACGAUCAGUGGAGGGUGUGGCUGCAGAAAACAGACAGAACACGCAACCAGGUAGGUUUUACAAGGAGAUAAUUCAUAGCAUCACCACUCAAGAUCACUGUGGGGUUUAAUUCAAGAACAGAUUACUGGCCUUGUGGGUCCAAGCCACGUAAGAGAUCCACAGCCUCGCCUGAAGGAUACCGCAGUGCUUGGUCAUAAAGCCUUAACUUGGGUUUAAAGGGCCCGGGUGGAAGAUAACCUAAGUGAGACAAUGCAGCCCUUUUCUGCUGUUAACUGUCUGUUAGAUCUGUUUGCACACACAGUUACAUUCAAGCCCUCAGUAAAGGCACUUUUUUUUUUUUGAAAAUGAAAAAGUGUUGGAAGUGUUAUUAACGUGCUAGCUCAGCGGUUACAUCAUGCACCACAUGUACAGAGGCUACAGUCCUUGAAGCUGGCUGCCCAGGUUCAAAUACGAUUCACGACCCUUUGCUGCAUAUCAUCCCCCACUCUCUCCUACCAGUGUCCUAUUCUAUCCACUUCCCUAUACUCUGAAUCAAGGCAUUAGAGCCCAGAUAUACUCCUGAAUAUAGGCUUACUCAUAACUGAAUGAGUUUAUAAUGCUUUAGUGUUUUAUAUUUCAUUCAAGGAACGUCUACAAAUAUAAACAGAGCUCUACUUUCAGUAAACAAGUCAACAUGUAACAACCAUAACCAAGUUUUUCUGGGUCAAUAUACAUGGAAGGUGAUUUGUGAAACUGGUUUCAACCGUUAAAUAUUAAUGUACGAGUUAACUGUGAUCAGUUAUUUUAUUUAGCAGUUGUUUUUCUUGACACAUCUGCUGAUUGUUUUUUCAAUUAGUUGAUAAAAAUGUUUCAAGUAGUAUCUUGCUGUAAUCUGGCCAAUCAUCUUAAAUCUAAAACAUUUAAUUCACAAUGAAAAAUAACUGAGAAUAUCUGAUAUAUGAAUGUUACCACUUUGCCUCAAACGCAAACUGAUGUGUUUUUAAAAUAGCUUUCAAGUUAUUUUUCAUCUAACAACGCAUCAAUGAGGUUAAAGCUGCUGUUGGUAGUCACAGAGAGAGGGACUUCAAAUGUCAACACUAUCCCUCCCAACCAGAUUUCCUCUUAGCCCCCCAACACAGAUCGGCGUGUGCAGUCAUGAUAGUGCCGGACUCAUUCCCCUCGUUCUCGUUAUGAUGGACCUAUCAUAGCUAAUCUCCAAUCCUCUGUCCUGAUUGGUUAAGGGGCAGUCCCUACUACAUCCUCCAAUUGGUUAUAAUAACAUUGCUUGAUACAAAGGCAUUGGAAAAACAGAGAUUUCACAAUAGUCUCAAAAUUACUCCACUUACCGAUGAGUACCGAUGGGCAUGAUGACCUUUUCUCCAAACCCAGAAGAAAAAUAGUAACGUUUUUUACACCAUUCCCACCAAUAGCAGCUUUAAGGCCGAGGUCAAUGAAACAAAAUUUGUAACAUAUACAGAGCUCAAGUAGCAAUUAAACAUGCAGUGUAAGCCUGCUUUUAGUUUAAUUUAGUUGCCAUACUACAAUGUGCAUCUGUUGCAUUAUUAAUUCAACCCCCAUGAAUCAAAGGCUGGCUAUGUGUAACAUGUAAAUACUGUCCAGUGUGUAACAGACUUUUUUAAAGAUGUUUUGAUACUAUUUAUAUUUUUCUAACCUGCAUAUUAAGAUUUAUUUCAAGUUAUUAUUUUCCUGAAAAGUACAAAAUAUGAAAAUUACAAUGUAUAAAA